This is a messenger RNA of Clavispora lusitaniae ATCC 42720, 1533 nucleotides long. Lineage: Eukaryota; Fungi; Ascomycota; Pichiomycetes; Serinales; Metschnikowiaceae. The record is from RefSeq and is a predicted model, not a curated record.
AUGUAUCUAUCGUUAGAAAACGUCGCCCUGGUCGAACAUAGCGUCGGCCACCUUGAUGAAACCUGCAAUGUUGGCACCCUUCAACAAAGAUGGCAAGCCAAAGUUGGUCUCCUUCGUGUACUUGACCGCAGUCUCGUAGCAGUUGUCGAAACACUCGUACAUGAUUUGCUUCAACUUGGAGUCCACCUCCUCUCUGCUCCAUUGAACUCUCUGGGAGUUCUGGGCCAUCUCCAAGCCAGAAACAGCAACACCUCCACAGUUGGCGGCCUUGCCUGGCGCAUACCACACGCCCUUUGGUCUGUUCUUCUCGAAAAUCUCAACAGCUUCGGCAGUCGAGCCCAUGUUGGAGCCUUCCGCAAUGUAGAUGCACCCAGCAUCCACCAAGGCCUGGGCCUCUUGACCGGAAAUCUCGUUUUGGGUGGCAGAAGGCAAAGCCACAUCCACCUUGCCCACAUGGGUCCAAGGACGGGCGCCUUCAAGGUACUCGACCUUGGCCGCAGUGAAGGCAGAGUACUCUUCGAUGAUCUGCGACAAGUUCUUGAACUUGAUCUUGGCCUCAGCAAUGGCCUCCACUUGUGCUGGCGUGACACCGUUGGGGAAAAUCAACGUGCCCUUGGAGUCGGACAAGGACACAACAACUCCGCCCAACUCAAUCACCUUCAAAGCAGCAUACUGGGCCACGUUACCAGAACCAGAGAUGGCCACACGCUUGCCCUUGAAAGUUUCCGAGCCCUGGGUGGCCUUCUCGAUCAUCUUCUCGACGUAGUAAACCACACCGUAACCGGUGGCUUCGGGUCUGAUCAACGAACCGCCCCAGGUCAAGCCUUUUCCGGUCAAGACACCGGACCAGUUGUUUUGCAUGGCCUUGUAGGCGCCGAAAAGGAACCCAAUCUCACGGCCACCCACACCAAUGUCUCCUGCUGGAACGUCGGUGUCUGCGCCAAUGUAUCUGGCCAACUGUCUCAUGAAGGCCACACAGAAACGUCUGAUUUCGGCGUCGCUGCGGUUCUUGGGGUCAAAGUCCGAGCCUCCUUUGCCGCCGCCCAUCGACAAGCCGGUCAAGGCGUUCUUGAAAAUCUGCUCGUAGCCCAAGAACUUCAAGAUGGACAAGUUGACUGUAGGGUGGAAUCUCAAGCCUCCCUUGUAUGGGCCCAAGGCGGAGUUGAACUGCACACGGUAGCCAUUGUUGACUUCGAUUUCGCCCUUGUCGUUUUCCCAAGCGACACGGAACUGGAUCACCCGCUCAGGCACAGAAACAACAGGAAUCACCUUCUUGUACUCUGGCUUUUGGGUGAAAAGAGUGGAGUCCUCAAGCGCAGAGAACAAUUCGUCGUAAGCCUGCUGGAAUUCGGGUUCGUGGGGCAAAACCAUGAUGUUUGUCUAGAAAUUGUUUGGUGGAAGGUUUUUUUUUUUCGGCCGGGAGGUUGCUCUUUAUAUUCUCUAGGCUCGGCAUUCUCCACCUGUCAAGGAUGCAAAAGCGUGCACGGUUCCAGCGACCGUUGUUCUCUGCAGAACGGUGAUGCAAGUAAAUGA